AUGAUUGGAGCUGAUAGAUUUGUUGCAGCCUUCACAGCCGUUGAGUUCAAGAUAACUUUGUCUGCCUGGUCUGAGGAACUUAUUCAGCAGCCAACUGAUGAAUUAGAUACAGAUAAAUACGAUGAAUUACAAAGAGAAGAUCCUUAUAAAAAAGGAGCUAUCCAAAGUCUUAUCAUGGAUUUACAUCUGGAAAUUUUUCAGGUUUAUUACAGAGUGGCAUUUAAACUUUUGAGAAUAAAUUUUGAUUUACUGGAUUCCAAAAGCAGCUGUCUAGGAAGCAGCAGCCUUGGUUCACAAUGCGGCUAUGCCAUUAUAACAGAAGCAGACAUCUUGAAGAAAGUGAAGAAGAACAAAGUGCUGAAGGCACUAUUUCUAAUUCAAAAAGUGAAUUAUUUGCGUAGUAAACAAGAGGACACUGCUUUACAAAAAACCCUCCUCGAGGAAAUUGUGACUCUGCUAAAGAAAACAGAAGCUGAAGAGAGGAAGCUAUAUUUGUUAAACACACAACCGGAUUCUUCAGAUAACGAGAAGCUUGAUGUUGUACCACCUCCCAUGCUGGUCUCCAGAACACAUAAUUCACUGACAUUCAAGCCAGCUCCUUUUGUUUCAUCUAAAAAGGUUUGCUGGUAUCAGAUAUUUGGUCGAAGUGCAACAGGAUCCAUUUUUAAAGUCAGGCUGAUGGAUUUACACCUUCACGGUACAGGACGAGAGGUGCCAGCCUCUCAAGAGUGUUUACUGGAGGUUAAAGGCCUCAAAUCUAAUGAAAACUACAUUUUUGCUGUCGCUGCUUACUCAAAAGAUGGAAAAGUCAUUGGGAAAGAAAUCGGAGAGACCACAAAGCCAAUUCUAGUAUUUCAUGCACUUCCCCUUUUUACCACAUGGUCCUACCUUUGUCAGGCUGCAUAUCAAUUGGGACAUUAUCCAGUGGCGAAGAUUGCUUUCUCAGUGCUGUGGGAUCACUUUGUCUCAGACGUAUCUUCACCUAGACCAGAUCCAUGGUAUACAUCUAAUAAAACUGAAUGGUAUAUCAUUCAGAAAAGAUUAGACAAUGUUGCUGUAUCUCUGGCAUCCCCCAUUCUUCUCCGAGGCUUUCUGUGCAAUAUCUUCAUUGAUUCUGAUAUUAAUUGCAAGGAAGAUGCAGCUUUCUGUGACUCAGUCUGCGAUAAUGGACCACUCUACAAAGGACAACUCAGUAGACUGGCUAAGUGUGCAAAGGUGAUGGUGGCUAUUGAUCUUGCUAGCUGGCUCAAUGACAGCAAUCAAGCACUGCAAGCAGUUGCCCAGUGCUAUGGACUUCUGGCACCCAUGAUCUUUCACAGGAUUCCUUCAGCUCCAGUUGUGCAGAUUCUCAUCAAAUGCCUCUGUGUCCUGCAAGAGGUUGCUGUUCUCAAGCAGAAAAAAACAUCUGCAGUCACUGAAAGUGUGCAGCAUAUGAUUGGUUGCAUCACGUAUUACUUGGCAAAGGUAUUACGAUCUUGGAAAGAAUACGAUCUUGCAUUAGAAGUCGCGGCAAUUGGAAAGGAGACUCUGCUCUCAACACUCCGUUUGCCCAAUGUGGAUCUAAAGACUUUGGGAAGUGGAGAAACUACGCAAGUGGUUGAACCAACGCAAGGACAAGAGAGCAAAUUGGAAAAACCUACUGUUGAGGACAAAUUAACAGUUCAGAACACUUCAGAACAGUUGAAGGCAAUGGAUGAAGUUUUGGUUGAUCUGACAAAAGAUGUUACCUUUCCAGUGAAAACAGAAGAAUUGACAGAAAGUGAACGCUCCACUGCACUUUAUAUGACCAUUUUAUUUGGGCCAAUAAAUACCGCUCAUCACAAAGUAAUGAGUAUGAAAGGUCAACAUCGAUUCCUGGAGUUCUUUGUUCUUCUAAUGCAAAGAUUGGUACGAGAAGAGAAUUUUAAACCAGUUUCCAGAUGGGCAAGUGAAGUUGUAGCGUUUUUAAAAAGGCGUAACAGAUCUCUUCUUGGCCUCAAAGCAACAGAGAGCAAAUCAAAGAAAUCCAUGAGGAACACAGCAGUUGUGGUGGAGUAUCACAAUACACCUAUGACCAAAAAACCAAAAGACAAAGUAAAAUUGAAAGAUCUUCUGGAUGAAUUUCUCAACAAUCCAAUCCUUAAGAUGGAUCCAACUGCACAAAGGAAACAGAAGGAAAAAUUGGAAAAGAAGGCCAGAGAAAUUUUCCGAACACAGCUCAGACCACAUGUGCACAAUUACUUUCAACGUAAAAGAUUCCAUCAGUUUUGUAUUAAUGAAAUGCCAUGGCAUAGUCAGCUGCACAAGCUAGUGGGAAUUAGGCACUUUACUGCAUUCAUGAAGUGCUACGAAGAUGAAGGCUGGACUUCAAAGACCAUUAGCAGAUACUCCUUUCUGGACCCAGAUAUGUUUAUUCUCCAUAAUUCUGGGGCUCUAAUUGUUGACACAGAGCGUGGUGAUUCGGAAGCUAUGUUCGAAUUUAAUCUGUUUACAGACAAAGCCAGAGAAGAUUCAUCAGAAACAUCAUCAGUGGAUACUACUGAAAACUCUGAAAGUGAUCAGUCACUGUCACCAACUCAUGACCAGGAAUAUCACGCCUCUCCAGAUGAACCAGGCAUGCCAAGCAGUUCUACCAGUUUUAUUAUAAGCCAACUGAGCAAGGCGUUCUUGCACUUCAGAAAAGCAGUGGUGCUCGCACACCGUGGAGGCCAUUGGACAAUUCUGCAGAAUACUUGUCAACUUCUAUGGAAUUGUGCACACAUUGCAAUGAUGUACAUCACUGGCAUGGACACGGCAAUAGAAGGUGUAUUAAGCUCAGACAAUGUCAAGCUGAUCCUCUGUACACCAUUUAACUUAGCUGCACUGAAUCUCCUUGAUAUGAUACUGCAUCUACAGAACUCCAAUAAUUAUGUAAAGUUUAUUGAUACAGAUGGCAUGUUUCACGUCCCAAGCUGUGUGGGGCCCUUAGCAGAUGAUAAAGGUGGAUUUAAUCUGAAAUUUGAACACCCGUUUGAUGAUGUGAAUGUAGUUGACUUACACUGGGUGUGUGCCAUGGUGUUAUAUGCUUUGGAGUUGCUGUGCAAUCAAAAGAAGUGGGAAUCCUUAGUCCAUUUGGCCAUCUACUUCAACAUUGUUACACAUGAACGGUACUCUGUGAAAGUCACUCCCCUCUUGGUUCACGCCCAGGGCCAGCUUCAGGCAAGGAUCAGUGAGUGCCAGGGUCCUGCUCCUCCACAGCCUCAUUUUGUGAAGGCCUCACUUGACUCAGGAACUGUUAUAAAUUGCAGGAACUUUAUAGAACAUCAGUUGACAGUUGCAACAUCUACAUAUGGCGAAGGCCCUGUUGACCCUGAGCAGCAGGAUGACGAAGGAGUCACUAAUUUAGAAGUGAAGAGAGCAAAUGCCUUGAUCUCGGUACCAGUGGAUAUGAAGGAUACACUCAACUGCUUCAGGGAGACAUUGGUCAUCACAAACUAUAUCAGUUGUGCCUUCCGGCACAGCAGAAAGCUGCAUGCAUUAUUCCUGGCUUACACACAACAAAGACGGAGGGAAAUAAUGAGAGCCACACCUGGAAGAGUUGGCUUCAAUGCAACACCAACACUUAUUGAAAAUUCCAAACCAGCGGACCUGUCGAACGAAGAUUUUCUUUUUUUUAGUAACGUUUUGAGUAAGCCACUGUCGUGGUCACAAGUUUUGCUUGUCAUCAUAUCAUAUGACAAUACCAUUGACCUGCUUCGAUCAAAUGGCCUGAACAGUUUGUGUGCACAGGCCCUCCAUGAACAAGGAAAUCUUCACUUCUAUAGAGCAAAGAGGAGGAAUGCUUUUAAAUGCUGGUCGCAAGCAAUUGAUGCAAUUGUAAAUGUGACCGACUUUAUCAAUAACUGGCAAGACAUGGAAAGUAGCGGCAUUUCAUUUAAACAUUCAAAAGAUUUCAGUGAAACCCUGCUACAGCGAGCUGGUAUCUGGGGUUGUGUGCUGGCUGGAAUCUUGUCUGCAAAAAUAGCUCAAUUUAUUACAUUCUCGGACUUCAAAUUCAGAACUGAUUGCUGCAUCUUAUCAAGCUUUUUCUUUAAGGGCCUGCUCAGAACUACUCUUCCACACCCAAGAAGUGACUGUGAAUAUGCAUCAUAUGAAAUUGGCUUUGAUUGUGACGUUGUUGAGCUCAUUCCUGGGAUCGACCUUUUCUCAGACCGUUUCAGAGCUGAUAUACGGACAAUGGUGGGAAGUAUGAACUUCCUGCUCCACGAACUACAUGCUGCAAAGCAAAACCUAUUGGCUUUACCACUGUUCACACUCUACCAAUAUGUUAUAACUUCAAUCUGUCGUGAUGUACAGAAGAGCGUUGAAGCAAGAAUAUUGAAGAUGAGAGCUUUGACGGAGUUGGGACUCUUCGCAGAAGCUUUUGCUGAACACCAUAUCAUGAUUAAUGGUGAAAAGAUUCCAUGUUUACUGUUGGGAGGUUUCAGACCUUCACAGCCCAUGGUUCAAAUGAAGUUUAAUCAAUCAAUACCACUUCUCAGUGAUAAUUUACAGGUGCUUGAUGAGGUAUUGAAGACAGAACUACCUUUGGCAUUACACACACUUUAUGGCUCUCGCCUUGCAAAAAAAUUUGAACUUGGACGAACUUAUCUUAUCAUCAAACUUGCUGAAACUAUAAAGCACAUCCCACAGUCGGCUGGUGGUGUCUGUUUAAAAACAAUGGGACAAGGGAAUGCUCCAGGGCCCACGGCCGAAGCCUCCGAAGUCUCGCGCAUGCGCAUACUGGAUCUGGUGGAAAUGAAGCUGGUGGAAAUGGCAGAGGAUGAUGUAUGGAAGCGGAGGCGAGUGGGCAGAAAGCUGAGAACCAAGGGAACUUCAUCACUGUUUUGUCUGAGAAGUAAACUUGCUCUGCUCCAAAUUGCAGGUGAAAGAGUCUUAGACCUGGAUAAUGAGGAUGUGACAGUCAUUACUCAUUUAACGAAUGUACACGGUGCCACAAAACAAUGUCCAACCGAAGAGACACGUGACCUUUAUUCCCUGCAAGGCCACCUUAAUUUACCCCAGCUCAAGGAUGCAAUCUUGAAAGAGGCACAAAAUAAGUUGAAUGUUUUAAUUGACGCUUUGAAAGACAAAUUUAAUUGUGAAUUUGUCAACCUUCCUCCUCUGGCUCUGGAGAUGGUCAUUGAUGCCAAACUUCAGUCUGCAGCAAUAGCUUUCCAAAGAUUGCAACUGGCCUUCAGCGCAGCCAUUGGUUUAUCUGCAGUUCAGCUCUUGCAAAGAACCAGAAUCUUGAAACAUCGGCAAGAGCAUAAAAGAAGUUCAACCCCAGCCCUUAAAAGUGCAUUUAAAAGUACUCAACACGGGGAUCCUAUGAAUAUAAACUUCCACCAGGAAACGUAUAAUGUGGAAGCACGCGAGCGUUUGCAUAUGGGUCUGUGGCUGAAGUGUCGUUUGGCUCUAGUGACUGCCCUGACUGCUCAGAUAUAUGGCGUGGGACUAAAGGAAGAUGUGGAGGGCAGUCUGGAUACCUUUGCGAUCUGUGAAGAAGGGAUAAAAGAAGCAAAGGUCUAUGGUGAUGUCGAGACACAAACUGAGUUCAUGCUGCAGGCAGUUCUACUUGAUUUCCGGCUGGGAAAUAUUAACAAUCGCAUCAGGACACGUUUCCAGAAUAUAGUGGAUCUACUAAAUUCAAGACCCUUUAAUUCACCCAAUGCACACCUGCUUCUUGCUCAGAGUAUCCUUCAGUUGACUGACUUGAAUACAUUGGAAUCGAUGUGCAUUGUGAAACCUGCUAUCAUGUGGAAGAAGAUGAAUACUUGUCUCUCGGCCCAGAAAUUAAUUCUUGACCAGCUUGUUUUACUGGGAGAAACUUUAAAGCAUGAAGCUAAAGGAGAUAUCUAUUCCUGUCCAGCACAACCAAUGAAAAAUAUUUAUUUUCCACAUAUUAUCAUGAUGGCAAAAGUUAAACUAAGACUCGGGAAUGUUGCCGCAAAAUUGGCAGCAUGCUCAGACAAAAAGAAGUUAUCAUCAUGGCAUGAUGCACUUUCCAUGUACAACAAUGGUCUUGAGCUGUGUAAAGAUGCAGUAUCUCAUGAGUCUGAUCUAGAGGCAGACCUCCUGUUACAAAAAGGAAAAAUACUGCGCCAGUUAACGGAAUCACAUUAUUUGGAAAGUCUCGAAGCUGCUAGUUUUUUGAUGGAAGCGAUCAAUGUUUCUUAUUUUCAUGGGCAAAAUACCUGGCUGAUAAGGCAGUCAUAUUUGGAACUUGUUUUGUUAUACCUCCACCUUUCUGAUGAGGAUGAAAAAGAAGCAGAGAGAAGCCUUUGGCAAGUCCAAACAGAUAACAAACUAUCUGUGAAAUCAGGAAUUAUUUUAAUAUCUAAACAGUCCAAAAAAAAGGUAACUGGCCAAGGAAGACUGAAAGAAAUAUUGCAAGUUGUUUUGAAGCAGCCUCCAAAAUGUAAGAUUCUGGCAUGGAUUGCAAUCAGAGCUGCAAAUCAGGCCAACUGUAUCUUGCACAGUUCCCAGGAACUAACACGGGACCAGUCAAUUAGCACAGAACACAUGGAAGACAUUGUCCAAAAUGAUUUGCCUGAAUAUAUGCUUUUGGAUAUUUUAGCAUCACUUCACGAUUACCAAACAGAAAAUGACGCAUUAUUGCCAAGCUUAACUACCAUUCAAGGCGAGAAAGUGGAAGAAGAGGAGAAGCAGCAGCAAGAGCAGCAAGAGCAGCAAGAGCAGCAAGAGCAGCAAGAGCAGCAAGAGCAGCAAGAGCAGCAAGAGCAGCAAGAGCCAUUAGAAUCAAUUCAAAGUGUUGAUCCAAUGGCACCAUAUAGAAAGGCUGCUAAAAAGUUGACCUCCGUCCAUCUCCUUCGUUACAAUAACCACCUCCGAAGACUCUACAAUAUCUUUCUGCUUCCAAUUCAAAGUGAAAAAGACAAUGUCGAACUUCCUCAUUGCAAGAUUCAUCACGUUGAAACGCAAAAGUAUGAAGAUAUCUGGAAGUAUGCAAUGAAUAGUGCCAGAGAAGGAAUUCAUACAUCGGUUUUUAACAUGGGUAUUUUGCAACGUCUAGAACCAAUGCAUCAAUUUUUUAUCAGUCAUAUACCGGCAUACAAUAGUUCCUGCUGCGUUGAUGCUGUUCCUAUAAUCCUGUAUGAACUCUUUGACAAGAGUUUUAGAAUGCCAGAUUUCCAACCCAAGAUUUACACAAGUGUCUUUGGUGAGCAUACACUGACAACACCAGAAACCAGCUACAUCGGUCAAAUCACAUCGAAGAUCAGUAUGGCAGUGCAUUCUAAAGACAAAGAGCUACGAGUCCAAUGGUUCAUGCCACCUUUGGGAGUGUCCUCUUCCAUUUGUGACACCCAAAAGAUCUUAUUUUUGUACGCCUAUAACGUAAAACCGAUUACACUAAUCAGCGUCAGGAGCAGCACCUUGACUAAUGCUUUCUGUGGUUACAAGUGGAUUUAUUUAAAAAGACUAAUUUUGUUGCGCAAGAAACUGUCUGCAUUGAUACAAAAGGCUGAGAUGUACUUGCAACCGGAAAUUUCAAGAUCUGCUUCAAUCCAACGCAGUUUUCACAGACUAAGGCAAAGGUACACUCGAACAGACUCUGCAAUGAAUAUUAGAAAACUACCCACACAAACAGAAGAGAUGGCUAUAAGCAUAUGCAGAGAAAUAAAAGAAAUGUUUCUUUCUGGAUCGGUCAUCAAGCCAGAAACAGAGGUUCCCUUUGACAUUACCGCCGAGACCCUCAAGGAACUUGAAAAAGUAUUUAAUCCUGGCUCAGGAUUUGUUCUACACCACGGGAGUUUGUUUAAGUGGUUGAUAUCCUUCAUCGAGUCAGAUUGAAUUCACUGGCAGCCUCCCAGCAGAUUGUAUUCUUUUGAUUUUAUUCUUAUACUUUUACAUUGCAUCCAUAAAUUAACAGAGGGGCCAAACUGAACAUGCUUCUGGAACUUUAUUCACUUUAUCACUUCUAACAGAUAGAUCUGUAUUAAACCAAUUUUUAUUUUCAAACUGUUGAAUAAAUUGUUAAGUAAACUUCCAAUCUACCCAAUAGUUUUAGUUUGUGGUCUCUAUGUUUCAGACCACCAUAUAAUUUCUAAUCCACAUUUUCUUUGUAUGAGAAUCAAAUGAGUAUAAAAGUUGAUGACAUAUCUUGAUUAAAAUAGCUGCAUUAUUC
Messenger RNA from Amblyraja radiata (thorny skate), 8146 nucleotides. RefSeq names its product cilia- and flagella-associated protein 54. The transcript is spliced from 56 exons. The coding region runs from base 1 to 7812 and encodes 2603 amino acids. The record is from RefSeq and is a predicted model, not a curated record. Gene Ontology annotation, biological process: cilium assembly. NCBI's taxonomy places the organism in Eukaryota, Metazoa, Chordata, Chondrichthyes, Rajiformes, Rajidae.